AGAGGUUUCCCGAGAAUUCAUGUGUGUCAGCUCCCUCUAUUAAAAAGCGCUGGAGAGAGCUGUAGACCUGAGUGGAAAUAGCUUAUUUCCCUUGGCUACUUUUAAAGCAGCCUGGGAGCUUUGUGUUGAUACUCAUAUUUUACACCGCGGUGCCUCGGCCUGAGGCAGGCCCCCGGACUUGCCCCCAUGGAUGCGAUUUUGAACUGCAGCCCGGAUGACUUGGAAGAUUACUACAACUUGCUGGGGUGUGAUGAACUGUCCACGGUUGAACAAAUUCUUGCAGAAUUUAAGAUUAAAGCCCUUGAAUGUCAUCCUGACAAACAUCCUGGAAACCCCAAAGCAGUGGAGAGUUUUCAGAAGCUGCAGCAAGCUAAGGAUACUCUUGCUAAUGAAGAGAGUCGAGCUCGCUAUGAUUACUGGCGACGGAGCAAGAUUACCAUUCCGUUCCAGCAGUGGGAGGCCCUGAGCAAUUCGGUGAAGACGUCAAUGCAUUGGGCUGUCCAAAGAAAGAAGGACCAAAUGCUGGAAGCUCCCGUGAACAAUAGCAGCAACAUAACUAGUGAGAUUUGGACCCAACAGACUGAAAACAGUGAAGACGGAUUGUCAGAUGGGAGCAGGGAGCAAGAAGAUUUUGCAAUUCCUGAUGUGAAACCGCAGUCUUCAAAGAGUCCAGACUCCCCAAGAUUUUCAGAGGCAAAUUACUGGCACUUGCGUUUCCGCUGGUCAGGGGAUGCUCCAUCAGAGCUUCUGAGGAAAUUCAGAAACUAUGAAAUCUAAAAUGCAGAAUUCUCAAGAGCACAAGAUUAUCUGUUCAGUAACUCAGUAUUUUUUGACAGCAGUUAUGUUAUUUGUAUCUUGUACUCAUUCACUGCUAUGUGAAUGUUGUUCAAAUAAGUGGUGUCUUAAUACUGAUCUGUUAACCCACAUCUAUGAGCUUUGCAGAUGGAGGUCUUUUUAUUUAAUCAGCAAGCAGUACCCUUUUCAGUAUUAACAUAACUAGUGUUUGUGCAUAGUUAUCUAAUAUCUUAUAUACUGUUUCUUGUAUUUUUAAAUAUUGUGUAGCGAAUAAUAUUUUUGUCGGUACUGCGAUACUGUAAGAAAGUACUCUCACUAAAAUCAAAAGUCGUUGUUAGACUCCAGGAACUCUUGCUAUUAGUGAUGAUAAACCAAAAGCUACAUGAUAAUGAACUUCAAGCAAAAUUAUGUUUAUUUCUAAAUUAGGUACUCUGGGUUACUUCUCUGUUGCAUUGUACUUAUUGUAGUGAUUUAUAUUGCAUGCAUGCACUAUUGCAACUUAAUAUUAUUAAUACACUGUACAAGCUUAACUUGUCAGAGAAUUGUGAUCUUGUGAUACAAAUGAAAUAAGAACACUCUUAUUAUCCCAGAAGGCAGCUGUGAUAGAGCAAGCUCUCUUAAAAAGUAGUUGCAUUCUACCUUAAAAAGUAAGCUUUUUGCAACAGCUAUUUGUUUUGGCAGGCAGUUCCAGACCCUCACUUCU
Messenger RNA from Dromaius novaehollandiae (emu), 1498 nucleotides. It is a transcript of the gene DNAJC12, whose product is annotated as DnaJ heat shock protein family (Hsp40) member C12. The transcript is spliced from 5 exons. NCBI's taxonomy places the organism in Eukaryota, Metazoa, Chordata, Aves, Casuariiformes, Dromaiidae. The record is from RefSeq and is a predicted model, not a curated record. Bases 187 to 777 code for a protein of 196 amino acids. Gene Ontology annotation, cellular component: cytoplasm.